Messenger RNA from Cylicostephanus goldi, 611 nucleotides. The record is from the annotation of a GenBank genome assembly. Lineage: Eukaryota; Metazoa; Nematoda; Chromadorea; Rhabditida; Strongylidae.
AUGGUAGGUGUGGAUACCGUUCUCAAGCCGGCGCUUGAAGCCGAAGCCUGUCCGGUGUGUGGCGAUCGAGUCUCUGGAUAUCACUACGGAUUGCUAACUUGCGAAAGUUGCAAGGGUCGUAGUCCAAGGCCAGUUACUUUGCACUGUCUCUACUGUCAGCUAACUUUCGUUUCAUUCCAGGGUUUCUUCAAACGAACUGUGCAGAACAAGAAGCACUAUCAAUGUUCUGCGGAUUCAUCCUGUCACGUCGACAAGACUUGUCGAAAACGCUGCCCCAGCUGUCGUUUUGCAAAAUGUAUGGCCGAAGGAAUGAAAGUAGAAGGUAAGCAGGGGAUACAUAAACAGCAUACUAUCGAAGUUCAAAUACUCUACCAAUUCUGUGGAAAAAUGGCAUUCUUAGCGAGUACGGAACCACAACUACUGCUGCUACAAAGCGCUGUUCGUGAAGACCGAAUGCGAGGCGGUAGAAACAAGUUCGGCUCAUACUACAAAAGAGAUCGAGCAGCUCGCAUGCAACGCAUCGCCCUACAAGGUAGCAAUCCACAGGCUAAUCCGGGUGCCUUCUAUACACCGCAGCCACCAAUGGACCAUCAAGUGACAAGCAGGUAAUG